GGAACCCCACCAAACGGAUUAGCCCAACCCACCCCGGCAACCAGCAGCAGAGGAGCUGAAAAAGACAGCUAGGACAGCGGCGGCCAGCCCAACCACCGGUCGGAGCGGCGGCGAGGGGGGAUCCGCCAUGGUCGGCCUCGUAGGUGGCGCCGCGCGGGGCUGGAGGCUCAGCGACGAGGCGGCCGGUGCUGGAGGAGCGGCGGCGGAGGCGGAGCACAUGCGGCGGCUGCACGGCCACGCGCCCGCCGAGAACCAGUGCACCUCGGCCCUCGUCAAGCACAUCAAGGCCCCCGUGCACCUCGUUUGGUCGCUGGUGCGGAGCUUCGACCAGCCGCAGCGAUACAAGCCGUUCGUCAGCCGCUGCGUGCUGCGGGGCGGCGACCUCGAGAUCGGCAGCGUGCGGGAGGUCAACGUCAAGACCGGCCUGCCGGCCACCACUAGCACCGAGAGGCUCGAGCAGCUGGACGACGACGAGCACAUCCUCAGUGUCAAGUUUGUUGGCGGCGACCACAGGCUCAGGAACUACUCAUCCAUCAUAACUGUCCACCCAGAGAGCAUUGAUGGGAGGCCAGGGACGCUUGUAAUAGAGUCCUUCGUGGUUGAUGUGCCUGACGGCAACACAAAGGAUGAAACCUGCUAUUUCGUUGAGGCCGUGAUCAAGUGCAACCUCACAUCUCUCGCUGAGGUAUCGGAACGGCUAGCGGUUCAGUCACCUACAUCGCCGCUUGAGCAAUAGCAUCCACCCCGGCACGUACGUGUGAAUCAGCAUGAAUAAGAAGAUUCAAAGGCCAGCCAGAAAUUUCCAUCUUUUUCAGAAUGGUAGAUUCUCCAUUUUGUUUUCACAUGUCUUUUGUAAGGAUUAGUAUGUAGGCUAUGUAUUUGUAGUAGGUAGCUAGUGAUGCUUUAGGUCUUAGCAACUGCACCUAAGCUACCUCACGGUUAUGUAUGCAUACGCAGUAUGUAUAUGUAACAGAGAAGCAUAUGGAGUAGUUUUUGCCAUCUUUGGUGCAUUUGAAACAACCUAGUGUUUUCUUUUUCUGCAUUUGCGAUGCCUAUUGUACUAUAUUUUCGGAUGACUUUCCACUAACACUUGGGAUUGGGGAUUUUGACUUGUAGAUUUUGGGAAUGCGCUGUAAUAUAUACAUUGGUGGAAGAGUUCUCAUUCGCUGCUACUGAAAUGGAAGUAAAUGGAUAUUUUUCUUUGCAA
Messenger RNA from Lolium rigidum, 1207 nucleotides. RefSeq names its product abscisic acid receptor PYL5. The transcript is spliced from 3 exons. Lineage: Eukaryota; Viridiplantae; Streptophyta; Magnoliopsida; Poales; Poaceae. The record is from RefSeq and is a predicted model, not a curated record. Bases 128 to 736 code for a protein of 202 amino acids. Gene Ontology annotation, biological process: abscisic acid-activated signaling pathway. Gene Ontology annotation, molecular function: abscisic acid binding; protein phosphatase inhibitor activity; signaling receptor activity. Gene Ontology annotation, cellular component: cytoplasm; nucleus.